AAGAAGAAAGAGGAAAAGAGGCGGAGGAGGAGGACAGAUAUCAAAACCUUUCUCUCCAGACACUCUCUGGGAGAAUGGGUCGCAGUAAGGAGCUCAGUGACUUCCAGCGGGGCACUGUCAUCGGCUGCCACCUGUGCAAAAAGUCCGUGCGGGAGAUCUCCGCCAUGCUGGACCUGCCCCGGUCCACCGUGAGCUCCGUGAUCCUCAAGUGGAAACGCGGCGGGAUAACGACGGCGCUGCCCCGCUGCGGCCGACCGCACAAGCUCAAGGAGGAGCACCGCCAAGUGCUGGAGAGGGUCGCGCUGGAGACGUGCCUGCCCUCGGUGAAAGCGCUCACCGACGAGUUCCAAACCGCCUCCGGGGCCAGCGUGAGCUUCAGGACCGUCCGCCGGGAGCUGCACGAGAUGGGCUUCCGCGGCCGGGCGUCCAAGUACAGCGAGUCUAAAGGGGGAGGAAAGACGCACACGCCCCUCGGCCAAGAGGAUGCCCAGGUGGACGUGUCUCGUCUCGACUUGCGCGUUGGACGCAUCAUCACAGCCCUGCAGCUUCCAGAGGCGGAGAGUCUGUACGUGGAGCAGGUCGAUGUGGGAGAGGUUGCUCCCAGGACGGUGGUCAGCGAACUGGUGAAUCAUGUACCAGUUGAUCAGAUGCAGAACCGCAUGGCAGUCCUGCUCUGUAACCUGAAGCCAGCCAAGAUGUGGGGAGUUGUGUCCCAGGCUACGGUCAUGUGUGCCAGCUCGCAAGACAAGGUGGAAAUCCUUGAUCCUCCAAGUGGAGCGGCACCUGGAGACAGGGUGACUUUCCAGGGCUUCCCAGGUGAACCCGAUGAAGAGUUGGAUCACCAAAGUGAGGUCUGGGAGCGAAUUCAGCCAGACCUUCGCACGGACGGCCAGUGCGUCGCAACCUACAGGGGAGUUGCCUUUGAAGUUGUCGGCAAAGGAGUUUGCAAAUCCCAAACCAUGGGCGACAGUGAAAUCAAAUAAAGCAUCAUAACAGCUGAAAUUGCCGAGUCCAAAUCCAUGCAGCCAAAAUGAUGUGAAAAGCAAAGAGUGGAGGCCCAUGCAGCUCCAUCUAGAAGCGCACGGUUGUGGAAGGAGGUGUACAAAAAUCACAACAGGUACUUUUGUCGUGAAAGCCAAGGAAAAGGAUAGAGACACUUAUGUUGCCCUCUGUGGACAGAUAUGAGCAUUGGUGCUACUUUUUUUUUUUUUUACUUCUUACAAUGAAAAUCUGUAGUUUUUCAUUUUGCCAAGGGGGGGCACUACAGUAGCCAUGAUAAUGUACAGUGUGUGUGUGGGGAUUUGUGGAAGUGAGACAUGAGGCAAUGCAGUGCUCAGCACACAGUCAUAUCAAUCUUGAUGAGAAAGAAGAGGGAUGUAUGAUAGAACUUUAAAAGCUUUCCCCAUGCAAGUGGAGCGGUCAUUUCCACUGAACUGUGGGUCAAACUCGACAGUGCAAAAGUCCCAUCGAGAAAAAAAAGGGACACGUUCAGCUCAAAGGGGCUUAAGUUGCUCAUUGUCAUUCUGUUAUGACAGUUCUGUGUUUCUUCAGUUUGAGUCUGCCUCUUGCAGAUGAUGGAAAUGAUUCACUGUCAUGUGACGGUAUACACUGCCUGUUGAAUGUUUUUAUGUCGAAGGAUGUGUCCUAUGGAAUACAGUGUUAUAUGUGAGAUCCAGACAAUGGUCUCUUUGAUUAACCUGCAUUUGUUAAACUUGAAUUGAAGAUUUGCGUGUAAACAUGGAUGUUUUAUUCACGUUUGGAUCCCUCCUGCUCUUUCAAACUGUUACUCGGCUCUUGUUGUAAGAGGUUAGUUAAACCUUAACUUAUGUGUCCUACUUCAAGGACAACGUUUCUGUUUCUUCAGCUUCCAAUAUGACUGAUAAUAAGACUGCUUAUCGCCUAAGGCAAAAAAUAAUGAGUCGUCUUCGGCGGAUCAAACAAUAAUCCAAGAUGAUUUGGGUUUUAAAAGAGGCUCUCCUUGUUUUUUCACGUGAGGGGGGGGGGGGGGGGGCGAAAACCAAGUCCAUAAAAUACCCUCAAAAGAAAAACACGAACAGUCAGUGUUCUUCUUCCCUUAUUUUAAAGGGAGAAUCGAAAAAGAAAAAGAAAAACAAUGCAUGUAAAGAAUGGGGAUGUGAUUCAGGAACUAAGAAGUGGAACAGACUGUCCGAGACACGAUGUUGCUGGUAAUUGUUUGACAGAGCCGGGGGGCUGAGAGUAAUCGUAUUGCCCUUUACAUUUACAAUAAGUUCUAUUCUUCGCAUGUGAGUAAGCCAUACAUCUUCUCCCCUAGAGCCCAGAGAAGAUUAUAUCUCAUAUUUCUCAGAAAAAACACAAAUCACUCUGGUAGUGACUACCAUUCGUAAUGGUGUUUUUUUUUUUCCCUUUUCUGUUCCACUAAAUUCAACAGUGACAAGGAAAAAUAAUGUCAACCCUGUUUUCUGUGACGAUGUGAUCUGAUCUUAAUCUAAGUCAAGUGUAGAAGAACUCAAUGUAGCACACUAAUCAAUAUAAUCUUCCAUGUCUUUCAUGGAAUACACUGCUGGGGAAACAAACAGUGAAGUUCCUUCCACAGUCCUUCACCUUUGGAUGACGAACGAUGUUCCCGUGUUGGUGUGCGGUGCACCUUUUAUGCCAGAACACCGAAUUAUUCAAUCUUACUUUCAUCAGACCACAAAUAUUUUCCCAGCAGCAUAAUGAAGUGUCAAGAUGCCCCUAGGCAAACUUUUGCCUUACUUUGAUGGGAGUUUCUUUGUUUUUGUUUGUUGUAGAGCGUCGUGUCCUGCCAUGGACACCAGGCCGCAUGCAACCAUGCACCGUGAUUCACGUGUGGUCGGCCAAUGAACACAGAGGUUAACCAGCUCCAGUGAUUCCCUUGGCUGUUCCUCUGGACUUAUCUCUUUUUUUUUUACCUCAUUGAUCAUUCUGCGUCGCGCCAUUGGAGUCACGAUAGCCGGGGGCCCACUUGUAGCCACAGAACUAAAGAGUCUCUGUUUUUAGAAUUUGUCAAACUGUCAAACAUGAAAAUCAACAAUUAUCUUCAUCGCAAUUCCUGUGACAUCUUUUUUUUGGGGGGGGGCAAGAUAUCUGCAGAUGUUUCUUAUGGACUGUGUGUGUGUGUGUGUGUGUGUGUGUGUGUGUGUGUGUUAGCCUCACGUUUUGUUUUUUUCAAAUCUAAACUUUGAAUGAUUGAGUAAAUAUGGACGAGCGCAAUACUAUCAUUUCUUUAUGAUUAGUUAAAAUAGAUUGUUUGUUCAUGAUUCUAACUUGCAUAGAUGGGGAAAAACAAUUCUUGCAACUGUACAUUUUUGUUUGAAUGUUUCGAAAUGACAAAUGAGUUGUUUUCCUAAGAAAGAAGUUGAAAGGCAGACUCUGUUUUUGUUUUUUUUACUAAUACCACAGGCUGGUAUUUAUAAGAGCACUUAAAUAUUACACACCAUAGAGGAAACCAAACUGGAGAGAGUGGAGGCACUGUAAAGGUUCUUGACUCAUUUCCGUCCCUGCACCUGCAGUAAGAGCGUGUGUCGAGGAGUCAGUCCCGUAGGUGUGUGCAGCCUUUCGACUUGCUGUGGUUCCUCGGAGGGGAAAGUUUUCAUCAACAACCAGCUGAGUUCAGCCGAGUCGACCGAUGAACAAAGUGCCACCCCCACCUUUGUUUUGCAUCCUGUUUUUGAAAGACAACAGAGAGCAGGAAACCCAACAAAACAUGUUCACAUAAUGUGUCCUGAUCUCCCAGAAGUCAGAAGACACGAGACGGACUAAAUCCGCAGAACAACAUGUUACUUGGAAAACUGUACACACGUGUACUGAGGAGAACUGAUGCUGUUUUUAAGGUCAAAUGAUAAUUUGAUUAUGUUUUUUUUCCUUCUUUUAAAAGAAAUGUUUACUGCACUUUGUAGUUUAUUGAUAUCUAAAAACUAUUCAUGGCAUUUGAAAGCAUUCUCCUUUUGGCUUUUAGAGCCUUAAACAACGGAGAAACUUUAUGAAUAAAAAGAAAAGGAAAACAAG
This is a messenger RNA of Scophthalmus maximus (turbot), 4008 nucleotides long. Its product is annotated as aminoacyl tRNA synthase complex-interacting multifunctional protein 1-like. Lineage: Eukaryota; Metazoa; Chordata; Actinopteri; Pleuronectiformes; Scophthalmidae. Gene Ontology annotation, molecular function: tRNA binding. The record is from RefSeq and is a predicted model, not a curated record. Bases 75 to 983 code for a protein of 302 amino acids. The transcript has 4 exons.